AAUUAGUGUGUGUAGUUGUAUUACAGCGCAGUUGAAGCAAAAUCAACUUCUUCUUUCUCAUCAUCCAUGGCGUCAACGUCAACAUCAACGCCGGUGGGUAGUGCGGCGGCGCCGCCUCCACCGCCUCCACUCAAGGAUUCUUUUCUCCGCCGUAACAAGUUCCUUUUGCCUAUGAUCUUGGCUCUCAAUUUGUCUCUUGGAGCUUAUCUUUUCAUGACCAAAAAGAAAGAUGUGGGAACCGAGGCAGGAGAAGUGUCAGAUGUUCCUAGCAGUUCAGUUUCAUCAACAGCUGCUAUUACUGCAGUAGCUGGAAAGCAAGCAACUGUUCCAGCUCUUGUGCAGCCUGCUGUUGUUCAUGAACCAAUACCAGAGGAUCAACAACGAGAACUAAUGAAGUGGAUAUUGGAAGAGAAGAGAAAACUUAAACCAAAAGAUCCCGAGGAGAAAAAGCGCAUUGAUGAGGAGAAAGCUAUGCUCAAGCAGUUUAUUCGAGCCAAGUCCAUUUCAAGUUUGUAAUGGAGACCCUUCACAACUUUGAUACUACUGGCUUGGAGAUGUACAAAGGUUGGAUUUUCCCUUUUCACUGCAAAUAUGGCACUGAGGAAUCAAAUUGCUUGAACAAUGAAUGUAUAUUGGAUCUUUAUCUGAAUUGUUGACUUUUACAUGAAAUUUGUAAAUAGAGUGCUUUUCUCAUAAAAUGCAGCAGUGAAACUUGUAGUAAUGCAAGUUUGGUGUAUCGAAACACAAUUAUAGACGAGUGAGGAUUGU
Solanum pennellii is the source of this 768-nucleotide messenger RNA. RefSeq lists its product as uncharacterized. Bases 67 to 516 code for a protein of 149 amino acids. The transcript is spliced from 2 exons. NCBI's taxonomy places the organism in Eukaryota, Viridiplantae, Streptophyta, Magnoliopsida, Solanales, Solanaceae. The record is from RefSeq and is a predicted model, not a curated record.